This is a messenger RNA of Brugia pahangi, 1254 nucleotides long. The record is from the annotation of a GenBank genome assembly. Lineage: Eukaryota; Metazoa; Nematoda; Chromadorea; Rhabditida; Onchocercidae.
AUGGUGAAAAUGAAGAAAGAAAUUAUUUUCUUUUUUAUCAUUGCUUUUUCAUCCUGUACAAAGGCGACAACUCCAGGAAUUACGUUAGUAACAACAGUCUUUUUCACAUUUGCUCAGACAAUAGCAGCAAGAACAGUUUCUUUUUCAACGACAAUGACAGCAUUGUCAACCGAAAAUAAGAAAAAAUCUUCUCAACUGCUUCUCCAACAAAUAGAAAAAGAACAGUCUCUUCUCCAAGAACUCCUGGAACAACAAAACCCUGUGCCUCACCAACUUCAACUUCAACAGCCACUCGAACAACUACAACAAAACCACUCGCACAUUCAAGAUCGUCUUCAACAGCAAGAGAAACUUCGUCAGCAACUUGGGCAGCACAACUGUGAAAAUAAGCAACAAUUUUUUCAUAACCAGCAACUUACCCUUAAAUAUCUUCAACAACAACAACCAUUUCUGAAUCAACUUCAAGAACAACAAAGAGUUAUUCUUCAGAAACUUCUUCAGCGACAAGCGACUGUCCAAUCUCUACUGGAACAACUACCUGAUCAGCAAAAAUUACUUCAAGAACAAAAGCCUAUUCUUCAACAAUUUUUGCAGCAGCAACUGCUUUCUCUAAAACAAAAAAUGCAGCCAUUGACUGUGCAGCAAGAAGCGUUUGAACUUCAAAAACAAAUGGAACAAAAGCACGAGCAGUCUCGACAUCAAGAUCAAAGUAAUUAUCAACAUCAAAUUCAACAGCAUGAACAACAUCUUCAAUUGCUUAAGGAACACGGUGUUGUAGCUGCAAAACUUCAACAACAGAGUCUACAACUUUUUCAACAGCUUCAAAUUAUAGUGCAACUGAUUCAGCUACAGCAGCCGUCUUAUUAUCAGAAAUUACUUCAAGAACAACAAACUCUUCUUCAACAACUUCUUGAACAAUAUCAACAGCAACAAUCACUUAUUCAGCAGCUCCUCGAACAACAACAGCAACUUGUGAAGCUUAUGGAGCAGCAAAAACAACUUGUUGUACAAAUGCUUCUAGACCCUCAGCAAAUUUCCAAUCUUCUUCAACAACUUCAGCAACAACAAGCUGAAUUCCAACAACUUCUGCAACAACAACAAGAACUUCUCCAACAACUAAAGCAGAAGCAGUUUUCACUUCAGCAACUUCUCCAGAGACAACAGUCUAUGUUUGAACAACUUCUGAAAAGCAAGCAAGGUCUUCUCCAAACCUUAAAACAACAAUUAGAUUAUAUGCUCCAGCACCAGAGAUAA